CGUAAGAGGGUUAGGGUGUUAUUCUCUCGUCCGAAAGAUCGACGAAAAAAGCUGUCGGAGAGUGAGGAUAAAGAGUUUUCAGCGCAGGUCGCCUGUAAUUCAUUACUGAGAAGUUUCAUUCAUUAAUCUCCUUUGCAGAGCUUCAUCAAGAAAGCUCAGGGUCAUCGAGCCCAAUUGGAUGUAUCAUCUUUACUGAAAAGUUCCUUGUGAGAAACGAUCGCUGGGUAAGGCAGAGGCCCAAGACGCCGCUAAAAUGUGCUAGCUUGACCUGAACUGCCUUUCCGUGGUGGCUCUGAAAUCCUAAUUAAAGAAAAACUGCCGCGACUCCUACAGUAUUGCUGGAGAGGUUGUGGCGGAGUCCGCGCUGAGUGAUCGCGUGCGCCGCUCCGUGGGCAGGACAAUGCGCGCCUGUCACGUCGGCAAAUGGACGCUCUUCACCACUUCAGUGCCACCACAUCAAAGAAACUCUGUUCCUCGCUCCUCAACCUCCACAAGUGCGCUGGCUCUUGUCAUUGCCACGUGCUGUGUCACGCAGUGAACACCUUCCUUCGCUCUACACCACGAGUCUGUUCCGUGAUGGACCAGCGGCAAGAGAUUAGGAUUCGCGGCGAUUUGGGCAUUUUCUCAAAUGCUAACCGAAUUAAGACCAUGUGCUAUCACCGUUCCACUAAUGUUGUAUUUAGGAAAUUUUCACGCAAACACGAGUGCAAGGUCGUGAACGACAAUCUUAAAAGUGAGCGUGCUGCUGUAAACUGUGAUAACACGUUCUUGGUGAAAAGAGAAUGUAAAGAUGCGGCAGACUUACUCUACAUGCAACGAAGUGAAGAGACGGAUUACUCAUUACUCAGUUCAGCCCACAAAUCAAAUCCUGUCAAGAGGCCUCUGCACUGGACUCGUUUAUUUCCUACCGCAUCUAGUUUGAGAGUUUAUUUAAUUAUAUUAUUGUUUCUUGCUCAGUGUUCGGCCAAACUAGUGGCUGGCUUUUCUAGUCAACUGAUUCUAAGGGAAAAAGUGAAAAACCAUCCUCCUCAUCAAGCGAUUUAUCCGAUGUUCUCUUCUGCAUCUGUGUCACGGUCCAUCCGCAGUUCAGACAACUCGGCAGAAGCCGACUUCUCAUACCCUCUCAACUCAACGCUCGCGUUCGCAAGAUUUUCGGACGCAAAUUCUACUUCACCUAAAGUUCCAGAUUCUUGUGAAGUCUCUAACAUCAAAUGCGCCCUUCGAUCUGGAUGCGGCAUGGCGCUUCAGAAAUACAUGCUGGACUGCGCUGACUUGAUCAGCGGCCGCACCGAGCGCUGCGACGACCACUGCAAGGACAGCCUCCUCAUCCUCACCUCGACCCAAGAGGGCCGCGCUCUCAUGGAGUGCGCGUGCAGCGACCAGUUCUGCGAAGAUACCAAGGCGCGGCUGGAGGUGUGCCGGGAGGAGGUGCUGCGGCUACAGGCGCACUACGGCGAGUACUCUUGUCGCCUCGCACAUCUCCUCUGCACCGCCGACACUCGCUGCGCCACCGCCAUCGCUUACUACGACAAGUUCUGCCGCAGGAUGUUCUCCGGCAGGAGCUGCUCGGCUCGCUGCAACAACAGCAUCUCGAUCCUGCAGCGGCAGGAGAAGGCUGCUCGGCUGGAGGCGUGCGAGUGCGAUGGCUCAGAGCCGUUCGACUGCCACAACAUCAAGAAGAACAUGGCGAGGCUUUGCUUCCACAAGCUUUCGGAGGAGGAGAAGCAGCAGGAGGAAGAGGAAACCAACGAGAUCGACACUUCCCGGCUGGGAGACAAGUCUCGAGCAGCCACAGCGUGUCUCAGUCUCCUUCUCUUUGCUGCCGUCGGGGUGGCGUCUAUGGCUCAGGCUACUUCAUGGAGGGUAUAUACGCGAAAUGGCCUGUACUAGUCUACCUACGAUGAGAAUGUGCGACUUAUGUGCUAUUGAAUUUUUGUUUUUAUAUCUGAAAUUUGAACUCAUUGCAGUUUAUUGUCACCAUUCAAAGUCCCAAAACUUUUCACAUGUCAAGCGGUUAUGACACAGACGCGCAGCCAAACGAACGUUAAUCAAGUGCAUUUGGUUUUCUGUUUCACAUCAGGAUGUUCGCCGCUAGGAUACAUCAAUUUUUUCUUCUAAAUUUUACUGCAGUGAUCGGUAACACGAUAGGGGAAGUUCUCAUGAAAGCGUGCAGUGUUAUUAUGAUUUAGUGAGGUGAUAUAGGAUUUCUGGUGAAACUAAAUAUAUCUCAUAAUGAAAGUAAGCUGAAAUCUUUUGCACAAUAAACCCCAUCCGAAAUCUUAUUGUAUUUUAAAGGAAAUCUUGAGGUAAAUCGAGGUGUAAAGCUUUCAAAAGCAUUUUUGAGAUUUUGAUGCAUCCGAAUUGCUACUUUCAUUUCACCUCAGACAUGCUUGCAUCGACAUGCCACUCGGAGUUCUUCCUCAAGCGUAGCCUCUGAGUCAAAAAUCGAUAAAAAUGGCUUUUCAGUUUUGUUAGCUCAUUUGUAGCCGAGAACAAGACCCUUUUAAUGCAGCAGGUCAUGAGCAUGCACGUGCCUCGUGUUGCACCUGAGGCAGUUUUUAACUUGUAAAAAUUUUUUAUAAAUGUUUAUAAAUUUAGCUUCACAAGAAGUUGUAGACUUUUUCAUUACUUGGACUACGUUGG
Hyalella azteca is the source of this 2643-nucleotide messenger RNA. RefSeq lists its product as uncharacterized. Bases 424 to 1890 code for a protein of 488 amino acids. Lineage: Eukaryota; Metazoa; Arthropoda; Malacostraca; Amphipoda; Hyalellidae. Gene Ontology annotation, biological process: regulation of cell cycle. The record is from RefSeq and is a predicted model, not a curated record. The transcript has 5 exons.